AUGAGGUCUUCAAGUACAGAGUCCUCUGAAGUUGAAAUCUCAACCUUAUAUGACUAUUAUGAUAAUUAUAACGAUGCUCCAAAACCAUGCAGUAAGGAAAGCAUCAAGAGGUUUGCAGCCUCCUUCCUACCUGUUCUGUAUAUCCUAGUAUUCCUGGUUGGGCUCAUGGGAAACAUUCUGGUCAUUGUGGUCCUCUUCAAAUACAAGAGGCUGAAGAGCAUGACUGAUGUGUACCUGCUAAACCUCGCCAUCUCAGAUUUGCUCUUUGUUUUAUCCUUGCCGUUCUGGUCUUAUUUCACGAUAGACCAAUGGGUUUUUGGAACUCCCUGGUGUAAAAUCAUUUCGUGGAUCUACCUGGUCGGGUUUUACAGUGGGAUAUUUUUUAUUAUGCUUAUGAGCAUAGACAGAUACCUGGCAAUUGUUCGUGCAGUGUUUUCCUUGAAAGCAAGGACUGCCUUCCACGGCUUGACUACUAGCCUUGUUGUAUGGUUAGUAGCUCUUUUAGCCUCUGUUCCAGAACUUGUAUUUAGAGAAUCUUUUAACGAACGUAAUUAUACUACCUGCAAGCCGAGAUAUCCAGGCAAUUUCACAACAUGGAAACUUUUUUGCACUUUGGAAAUCAACAUUUUAGGGCUCCUAAUCCCUUUUAUAGUUAUGACAUUUUGCUACUCCAUGAUCAUUAAAACAUUAGUUCACUGUAGAAAUGAGAAAAAGAAUAAGGCUGUGAGGAUGAUCUUUGCUGUCAUGAUCAUGUUUUUCUUCUUUUGGACCCCUUACAACAUUGUUAUUUUCUUACAACUGCUGGAAAUUAUCGGAGUCAUUAAAAACUGUCAGGUGAGCAGGAAUCUGGACUAUGCUUUCCAGGUAACGGAAAUCCUCGGCCUUUUUCACUGUUGCCUCAAUCCAGUCAUCUACUUCUUCAUGGGUGAAAAAUUUAAGAAGUACCUGAAGAUGCUUUUCAAGAACUGGCGGUUACCUGGAGAUAUUUGCAAGUCGUGUGGAGUUCACAUCACUUACCACACUGAAUCUACCAAUUCAUUCCACACACAAUCUACGGGGGAUCAAGACGCUCUGUAA
Messenger RNA from Gymnogyps californianus (California condor), 1077 nucleotides. It is a transcript of the gene CCR4, whose product is annotated as C-C motif chemokine receptor 4. Bases 1 to 1077 code for a protein of 358 amino acids. Gene Ontology annotation, biological process: inflammatory response; immune response; chemotaxis. The record is from RefSeq and is a predicted model, not a curated record. NCBI's taxonomy places the organism in Eukaryota, Metazoa, Chordata, Aves, Accipitriformes, Cathartidae. Gene Ontology annotation, molecular function: C-C chemokine receptor activity. Gene Ontology annotation, cellular component: membrane. The transcript has a single exon.